UUUGCAGUUUCUCAAUUUUCUGAUCUCUUGGGGGACCGGAAUCGAUGGCGGACUCAGACAACGAAUCCGGCGGUCAUAAUAACAGCAUCGCCAACAGUGAGUUCUCGCCGAGAGAACAAGACCGAUUCCUUCCCAUCGCCAAUGUGAGUAGGAUCAUGAAGAAAGCUCUCCCUGCAAACGCCAAGAUCUCCAAAGACGCAAAGGAAACCGUACAAGAGUGUGUGUCGGAGUUCAUAAGCUUCAUCACUGGCGAAGCAUCAGACAAGUGCCAGAGGGAGAAGCGGAAGACCAUCAACGGCGAUGAUCUAUUAUGGGCCAUGACCACUUUGGGAUUCGAAGAGUACGUGGAGCCUUUGAAGAUUUAUCUCCAGAAGUUCCGGGAGAUGGAGGGAGAGAAGACAACCAUGGGUCGUCCAGGUGAGAAAGACGGCUCCGGUGGCUCUGGCCCCGGAGGAUCAGCCGGCGGUGGCAAUGGUGGUUUAGUAAACCCGGGGAGUACCGUUGCCGGCUUCAACGGUGGUGGGAUGUACGGUGGGAUGCAGUCGGCGAUGAUGAUGAUGGGUCAUCAUCAUCAAGGCCAGAUGUACAGCUCUGGCCCUUAUCAUCAAAUGCCUAUGGGAGGUGGUGGUGGCCCAGCCAAGGGCAACUCCCCUGGCUCCGUCAGUGGUGGUGGCGCCGGAGUUGGAACUGCCACUGGAAGGCCAAGAUAGGUCGUCAAUUGUUUCAAUGGGUCAGAUUGGUUCUUCUUGUCUACUUGGUUGGACCCUUU
Messenger RNA from Telopea speciosissima, 769 nucleotides. Its product is annotated as nuclear transcription factor Y subunit B-3-like. Gene Ontology annotation, cellular component: CCAAT-binding factor complex; nucleus. The coding region runs from base 45 to 710 and encodes 221 amino acids. The record is from RefSeq and is a predicted model, not a curated record. The transcript has 2 exons. Lineage: Eukaryota; Viridiplantae; Streptophyta; Magnoliopsida; Proteales; Proteaceae. Gene Ontology annotation, molecular function: DNA-binding transcription activator activity, RNA polymerase II-specific; RNA polymerase II cis-regulatory region sequence-specific DNA binding; protein heterodimerization activity. Gene Ontology annotation, biological process: regulation of transcription by RNA polymerase II.